This is a messenger RNA of Lecanosticta acicola, 621 nucleotides long. The record is from the annotation of a GenBank genome assembly. NCBI's taxonomy places the organism in Eukaryota, Fungi, Ascomycota, Dothideomycetes, Mycosphaerellales, Mycosphaerellaceae.
AUGGCAUCCACCACCUCGAAUAGGUCUCCGCUUCUCGCCUUCCGUCUUGCCACAGUCGAGGAUGCGGAUGCCUUGACCCGACUGGUCAACAUCGCCUUCCGGAGCGAGAAGACGGGCGACACCUGGAUCUACGAUGAACAAGAUAAGCGAGUCGAUAUUCUGCCGCUCGAAGUGACCCAACACUUCAUAAGUGGCGAUGAUACCGUAAUGCUUGUCGGUCAUCUAUCACCAGGAUUCGCAUCGACGCAAGGAUUGAAUGAUGCCAGAGUAGCAACAUGCUUUCUCCGCCGCCCGGCAGUUACUCCAGAACAGCAACAGAAGAAUUCGCAUGUGAGUCCUGGGACAGCCUGGCUAGGUCUGCUCGCUAUUCUUCCCAGCCUGCACGGCCAAGGCUUGGGAAAAGACAUUCUUGCCGAAGCAGGGAGAUUUGUCAAGGAGCAAUGGGGUGCAGAGAGGUUGGAAUUCGACUUCGUGCAUACCAGAACGCAGCUCAAGGCAUGGUAUGAGAGACAAGGCUACCAGGAGACGGGGAAAUGGAGGGAUUUCAUGUACCCGGAAGGAGGGAAAGAGGUUUUGAGGGGUGGAUUAAGGCAGAUUGUGUUGGGGAAGGAUCUGAUGUGA